This is a messenger RNA of Abrus precatorius (Indian licorice), 942 nucleotides long. RefSeq names its product macrodontain-1-like. Gene Ontology annotation, molecular function: cysteine-type endopeptidase activity. Bases 1 to 942 code for a protein of 313 amino acids. Gene Ontology annotation, cellular component: lysosome. Lineage: Eukaryota; Viridiplantae; Streptophyta; Magnoliopsida; Fabales; Fabaceae. The record is from RefSeq and is a predicted model, not a curated record. The transcript has 3 exons.
AUGGCUUUAACACUGGACACAAAAUCUAUUGUUACCCUUUUCAUAUUUUUGUGGACUUGCACGUUUUGUGUCAUGUCUCGCACACUCUCUGAAUCUUCCAUUGCCAAACAGCAUGAAGAGUGGAUGGCCUUGCAUGACCGUGUUUAUGUUGACGAUGUAGAGAAGCUCAAACGCCUACAGAUAUUCACGGACAACUGGGAGUUCAUAGAGAAACACAACAAUGGAGGAAACAAGAGGUACAAUUUAAGCCUAAAUGGUUUUGCUGACUUAUCUAACAAAGAAUUCCUUCAGUCUCACACAGGAGCUCUCUACGACCCGUCCAAGAUUAAGGACAAUUUUGGGUACCAAAAUGUGAGUGUUACUAACAUUGAGCCAAGCUUGGAUUGGAGAACCAAAGGAGCUGUCAACCAAAUCAAGUACCAAGGCCGCUGUGGGAGUUGCUGGGCAUUUUCAUCAGUGGCAGCUGUUGAGGGUAUUAUCCAAAUAACAACAGGCAAUUUGGUUUCAUUGUCUGAGCAGCAAUUGGUGGAUUGUACCAGCAAUGAUGGCUGCAGUGGACAAGCUGUGGAGAGGGCCUAUGCGUAUAUAGAAAGCCAGGGUCUUGCAAAUGAAGCAGAAUACCCUUAUGAGGGAAGACAUGGGACUUGUCAUGGUGGUGUACUAGUUGAUGCUAAAGGACAAGCAUUUCAGUUUUACUCUGGCGGUGUUUUUACUGGUGAGUGUGGAACUGAACUGAACCAUGCAGUCACAGCAAUUGGGUAUGGUGAGGACCCAGAUGGCAAGUACUGGUUGAUAAGGAAUUCAUGGGGCCAACGAUGGGGUGAGGGUGGUUACAUGAAGAUGAAGAGGGAAGUUGGUAAUCCUGAAGGUCUCUGGCAUUACCCUGCACGCCUCUUAUCCAAUAGCUUAAGUAUGUGUGUCAGAGAGGGUGCUACUGGCUAA